This is a messenger RNA of Vespa mandarinia (Asian giant hornet), 2950 nucleotides long. RefSeq lists its product as uncharacterized. The record is from RefSeq and is a predicted model, not a curated record. NCBI's taxonomy places the organism in Eukaryota, Metazoa, Arthropoda, Insecta, Hymenoptera, Vespidae. Gene Ontology annotation, molecular function: DNA-binding transcription factor activity, RNA polymerase II-specific; RNA polymerase II cis-regulatory region sequence-specific DNA binding. Gene Ontology annotation, cellular component: nucleus. Gene Ontology annotation, biological process: regulation of transcription by RNA polymerase II.
UUCGACAAAUACGAUUCUAUAAAAUUUCGUAAAAAGUAAAAUAAAAAAACUAAAAAAAUCCAAAAUUAAGAGAAAAAGGAAAGAAAAAAAGUACGAUCGAGUGUGUUCCAUGCGAGGUAAGCAAGAAGCUUUGCUACGGCAAGAUCAUCAUCAAUUGGAGGAUCAACAUAGUAGUGAAAACGUUGAUCAAAUAGGUGAUCGAUCAAGAAUCCGCGUGAAUAAGGAGUUCGCGAACUUGAAGACGAAACCAACGUCACCCGUCCUGGCGAACGACGGAGGGGGCGGCUUCUGGCUGGCCACGGUGGCCGCGGGGGUUGGUGCCCCAGCCGGGCUGCCCCCGCACUCGACGCAUCAUCCAACCAUGGAUCCGACAUGUGGAUCAGCCGAAACCGGCUUUAUCAAUAGCCAACCUUCAAUGGCCGAAUUUAUGACCGCUUUACCACAAUUGGCCAAUGAUGGUAAUCUGCAACAUUCACCUGGUACCGGUGGUUCCAUAAGUCCUGGAGCACACCUUCCACCUUAUCACAACAUGAUGGAUCAUCAUGCAGUAACCGAUCCGUCCGGUGUCAAUGUACCAGAAUAUCCUUGGAUGAAGGAAAAGAAGACAACCAGAAAGAACAAUCAGCAAGAGAAUGGUUUGCCAAGAAGAUUGAGGACAGCUUAUACGAAUACGCAAUUGUUAGAAUUGGAAAAGGAGUUCCAUUUCAAUAAAUACCUUUGUCGGCCACGACGAAUCGAGAUAGCAGCAUCGCUCGAUCUGACAGAACGUCAGGUAAAAGUCUGGUUUCAGAAUCGCCGUAUGAAGCAUAAACGGCAAACUUUGAGUAAGGAGGAUGGCGACGAGAAGGAUGGCUCAACGUCCGACGGUAUGGAAAAAUCUAAAAGUGAUAAAAUGUUAAGUAUCGAUGCUGAGGAAAAGAAGAGCUGUCACAACUGUGAUAUUUCUGGUGUCGGAGACGUUGGUAGUACUCUCUCUGGUGACGUCAGCGAACUUGCUACGUCUGGUCGACGAAGUAGCAACAGCAAUAAUAACAACACCAGCAAUAAUAAUAAUAAUAGUAAUAAUAACAAUAAUACGCCAACUGCAACCAAUAACAACAAUAGUAACUCAGUAUUUAAUACAAACAGCAACGGUGCCAGUAGUGUUGGAAGCACAAACAGUGUUUCGAGUUCCCUAGAAAAGAUGAUAGUCGACGAUGACUCCAGGUCACAAGAUGGUAGUGAAGUGACAUCGCCGAGCGUACCGGCAAAGAAACUCUCUAAUGAUAUUAGGGUCAAGGUUGAAAGUGGACAUAAGAGUCCAAACACCACUAAACAAAUUUCCAUUAGUAAGAAGUCUCCGUCCGCGAAUUCAAAAGAUAUUUGUUCUGUAAAUAGCAACGGUGUUCUUCUUGCUAUGCCUGAUUCUACUGUCAGUACACCAGUCUUACCAGGACAAAAUUCAGCAAGGAGCCUAACACCAUCAUCCACACCUGGAACACCAGCUUCUGUUCAACUUCAACAAGGAAGUCCACUUAGUAUACAGCAAACUCAUACAUCCUAUAUGCAAAGACCACGGAGCUCUCCAUCAUCGACAACAACUAUAAUGCAAUCAGGAACUAUGUCGCCUCAUGCUGUCAGAAGCAUGGCGGCAAAUCAAAACCAUUUUCAACAACAAAACGUUUAUCAACCGAAUCUAGGAGCGGACUAUAGAAACGGUAUUUCAACGAUUAGACAAACUGUUCCUGUAGUCGUUCAGCAAACGCAAUCGCAGAACAAUUAUUGCACCAGAGAGAGCUAUCAACACACAAGAAUUCCGUAUACUAGCGAUGUACAUCCGUACAGACAAAAUCAGACGGUUGUUUCGAGAAUGAGCCACGUGAGAAUGGCCAGCGGUAGAAACGUAUAUUCGAACAUGCAAUUUCAUCAACAACAAAACCAAUACGGUAAUACUGCCGACUACAAUGGGUAUCCUCAAAGCGGAGCAACGUAUCAUGCUUCCUAUCAUAGAAGCAUGCAAAGCGGAGGUGCUUAUAAUACCGCCCAAGGCUAUUCCAAUCCACAAGCCGAACAACCGACGGAAGGAUAUGGAAAUUACGGUUAUACUAGUACCGGUUAUCAUCCCAAUAGUGAGAAUCUUACACCCCACAGUCAUUCCAAUGUGUCUACCCAAAGCGGACAACAUUAUUAUAAUGAAAUGCCACAUCAGCAACAGCAACAACAACAACAACAGCAACAACAACAGCAACAACAGCAACAACAACAACAACCGCAGCAACACCAGGCUGAUAGUUAUGUCGCUCAUCCACCGUCAAUGCAUCCCACUUCCGGUGAUUAUCGAACAAGUAACAAAUGUCACCCUAACGCUUACUACGAGCAAACCAAUCAGAUCCACGUUCAUCAGGGUGGCGAGGCUUCCAGUAUACCAAAUAGUUAUGUGUCUUCACCAGAUCCUUUCCCAGCACCCGGAAUGACCACCACAGCGACUGCAAUUGCCGCAGCAACCGCUGCUGUCAUCACGCCACCCGGUAGCACGGGACAAGCCGACGGAAGUGCGGAUUAUAACAAUUACGGCAAUUUUUACGGUGAACCCGUUCACACGACUGCACCGCCACCGUCGGCCGACAACAGUAAUAGCUCUUCGGACUUUAAUUUUCUCAGCAAUCUCGCCAAUGACUUUGCUCCCGAAUACUAUCAGCUCAGCUGAGUCCACGAGACGGAAAAUCCGUGUCAACUUGACUGGGCCGAUGAACAAGGACUGCUCAAUGUUUUAUAUUAACUUAUAACUUGUGAUUUGUGAACGUAUCAUCUACCGAUACGAAAAAAAUGAUAUGCGCUGUGUUUAUAAUUAGAACUGGUGAUAUAGUAUCGGUGAUAUAUACGAAGUUAAAAGUUCUUUGUGAUUUCCUCAAGUUAAUCGACUAUUUCCAAACUAUCGAGAUCGAUGAGAUAACUCGAUGAACGAUUUUAA